Messenger RNA from Toxorhynchites rutilus septentrionalis, 6965 nucleotides. RefSeq lists its product as uncharacterized. NCBI's taxonomy places the organism in Eukaryota, Metazoa, Arthropoda, Insecta, Diptera, Culicidae. The record is from RefSeq and is a predicted model, not a curated record. The coding region runs from base 3658 to 5229 and encodes 523 amino acids. The transcript has 2 exons. Gene Ontology annotation, molecular function: zinc ion binding; nucleic acid binding.
CGAGUGCUUCAGUCCGUUUCUAUCCACCAUUUCAAAAGCCAAGAGUGUGAGUGUUGUUUCUGGAAUGUUGGAACGCAGCUGUGUUCACGGGGAUCCUCCCUUAACAUAUUAAGGACCGUUCCUGAGUUUUCUUGUAUUUCGCGUUCCGUCUGUUUCGGAUGAAUCACGAAAUAAUCCGUGUUUUCUACAUUUGCUGGUUAAAUCCUUGGUCUGCCAAGAAUCUAACAAGGCCUACCGAUGGCUCGCCUUCGUCUCAUCCACACCGAAGGAAACGAUCUCAUUCGUGGUAUCCGAACAAAUGAAGUGUUCAAGUUUGCCCCAAAAUGUGCGGUCCCAGGCGUAUGUCUUACAGAUUUAUUUGCGGUCCUCAAUGUGUUAACAGCUUUUGCAGCCCCUUCCAUUCGAUAGUUCGUCUAUAACUUCCUGUUGCUCUUGCAAAUACAGUUAGUGGAAAUCUGUUAAAAAAAGAAAGGGGUAAUAAUCAAAUUGUUUUCGAUACAAAAUGUCUUGUUAACAAUAAGAACCUUAUUUUCUGCGGACAAAAACUUACAUCGAACUGGUCUUCGUAGAUCACUUUUAUGUUUUUAUUCACAACUAGCUGAUCCGGCAAACUUCGUCCCGCCCAAAAUUUGUUUUUUGUUAUCAAUAUCUUCAAACAUUCACGUUUUCUUACUAUGAGCAAGUUCAUGGAUCCAAUCGCAGAACUGUUCAUUGAAUGGUCUUCUAUUCGACCCCGUUGAAUUUACCUUUUACUAAAAAAAAUCCUAGUACUUCUAGCAAAACUCAUCAUUAUAAUAUCUGAUUAUUUUCAGACACAAUUCUCGUUCAAGAUUUUUCAACCACAUGCAAAUAACAUGUUUCUCCGCAUGGAAUAAAUGUUUGAUAUAGAAAAUAUGAUUGAAGAAAGACAGACCCCUCCCCUCUUCUCCCCUUAGAGAGGGGGGAGGAGUGUCUAUUCACCAUAGAAACGUUAGGUGCCCCCUAAAAUCUUCACAUGCCAAAUUUGGUUCCAUUUGCUUGAUUAGUUUUCGAGUUAUGCAGAAAUUUGUUUUUCAUUUGUAUGACAGCUCACUCCAAGAGAGGGGGGAGGAGUGUCGAACCACCACAGAAACAUUUAUUGCACCCAAAAACCUCCAUAUACAUAAAUUUGGUUUCAUUUGCUUGAUUAAUUCUCGAGUAAUACAUAAAUUUGGGUUUCAUUUGUGUUGGGGGUCGGUUCGUUGAUUGAGUUUUGACUUGAUUUUUUCUUCCAAAUCUACGUUGUGAAAAAUGUCCUUCUUUUCCGGAGACAAAAUUUUCCACGUCCGUUCGUUUCGAAGGUUCGAUUUAUUAUAGUCUAUUCUGAUGAUUUUUAUACAGUUGCAAUUUUUCAUAGCAUGGUUUACUAAUUUUCCUAAUUUAAUUUCUCAUCAGCUAUAAUAAUAUUUCAGGGGCAAACAAUUUGUAUGGCAGCCCUCCUAAGAGGAGUAUCUAACCACCAUAGGAACAUUCAUUGCACCCUAAAACUUCCACAUGCCAAAUUUGGUCUCGUUUUCUUGAUUAAUUCUCGAGUAAUGCAGAAAUUUGUGUUUCAUUUGUAAGGCAGAUAUCCCCCCCUCUUAGAAAGGGAGAUGGAGUGUCUAACCACAGAAACAUUUAUUUCAUCCUAAAACCAAAUUUGGUUUCAUUUGCUUGAUUAGUUCUCGAGUAAUGCAUAAAUUUGUGUUUCAUUUGUAUUGCAACUCCCCUUUAGGCUGAUGUCACAUUAAGCCUGGUUUAGAGUUCCCGUGAACGUGAACUUGAACAGGUGGUGAAAUAGUAUGAUCAUUUCACGGUGAACUAUAUUGCGAACAAACAACUUAACAAAUCGUGGUGAAUAGAACGUUUUCGUUCACGUUUACGUUCAUAUUAAAAGUUCGGCAGUGAACGUGAAGUAUAUAAACAUUGAGCUUCAAUAAAGUAAUUCGGAUAAAAUAUACAGUUGUUUACGAAUCAACCCGAAGCAAUGAAGUUUUUCAACCCGCGCAGAGAUCUGAUUAAAUGAAAUAGCAUCCAUAUCAAAAUUUUCAUUGAAAACUUGAGAAUUGCAUAUCCUUUUACAGUUCACGGUGAAAUAAUUUUCAGAAUGCCUUGGGACAUUCGAACGUGAACAUGAACGAGGAAACAUUUUGACGUCUAUAUUCACCACUGUUUCCACGUUCACGUUCACCGAAGUCGGUGAACUAUGGUGAGUUCACCAACAUCUCGAUUCUACGGUGGAAAUUCAGAAUCGUUGUGAAAUAUUGAAUCAAUCCUCUUUUAUCAAUAUGAAUUGCGUUUGAACAUGUUUUUUAACUAGAAAAUGUUUCUUCCAAUCGUUUCAAGAUGUUUUCCUCGCGUUUUAUAUAUGGGCUGAUGAAUUAUUAACAAAAAAGUGUUUGUCCGCGUUCACGUUCACGGGAACUCUAAACCUACCUUUAGGCGGAUUUGCCACCGCGGAUUCCGCGAGUAAAACCGCAGCGGAGGAUCUACAGUGUAUUGUGAAUGAGCCAUGUCACACAGAGCGGGGCGGCUUUGGAAGCGAUUUUCAAUCGAGAAAAAAAGCGAAUCCGCCUAAUGUGACAUCAGCCUUAGAGAGGAGGGUGGAGUGUCUAACCACCAUAGAAGCAUUUAUUGCACCUUGAAACCUUUAUAUGCCUAAUUUGGUUUCAUUUGCUUGAUUAAUUCUCGAGUAAUGCAGAAAAUUUGUGUUUCAAUUGUAUAGCAGCAAACCACCCCCGCCAAUGAAAAUAGCCAUCUCGAUUCUUCAUACGGGGCUUCCUGCAAAAUGAAAAAAAAAACCUUUGGCUAUAUAUUAGCUAUUUUAUUAGCGGACUUCAUUUACUAGUGCCGCAAACAUCAAAAUUUUCAAAAUUUGAGUUUUUCAAAACCGUAAAAUCACUCAAGGGGGGAGUACCAGAAAUCGGAGUGCACUGAGUGCAAGCGAAUGUAAUCCAUUUGAUUCAGUGUUUUAUACUUCACUCUACGAAUAUAAUCAAAACAAUGCGAUUUUCAUCUGCUUAAGGUGAAGGCGGAACCUGAUGGAAUGAAGCCAUUGUAGUAGUAUAGGUAAAACCACGUGUUGCUAUGGGGUAAUAGUGUUUGUGAGAGAAGAGCAAAGCACAUCUUAUGUUUCGAUUUUUGUAUGUAAAAAGAACGAUUCACUUAUACUGUGUGGCGCUUCACUGACACGAGUCUUAGAGUACAUUUGAAAAAUAACAAUCAAUACUGAAGUAAAAUGUAUAAACGAUGCUUUCCGAUGAACAAUUGCAAAUAUAUCAGAUUCUUCGCCGAUUGCCCGAAGUAACCAGACGAAGGAAAGUCGCGUCCAAGUUCCGUUAUCGGUUACCGCGUGAUUGUUGUUUUUUUGCCGCUGAAGAGUUCAUUUCGCUAUCUGGAUAGUGAGUGAAGUGCCCUGCCUGCAAGUGGAUAGAGGCUUUCAUCCUCGGAAAGCCAAGCAUUGGUUUUUGUUUUGUCGCUGCUUCGCCGACAUUGGAGAUUUCGCCGAGUCAUCGUGCCAACAGUGACAGUGCGGGUAAGCUUUCACCGACGACUGUGUGUAGUGGUGUCGUAGGCACAUUCCCACCACCAACGAGCUUUCAGCACGCUGCCGUUCAUCUGCACUGGAGUGCGUUCAUAGAAUAUAAGUGAAAAUUUAAAAUGGCAGAGAGUGGGGGACCUUCGGAUAUGGAGGUCUCUGACUCUAGUUCCCUCCUAACGGAUAAAAAAAAGUCACUCAAACGUGUUCCAAAUACGGAAGAUACUUCUUCUGGGGACGAGUCAGCUAACCCUACCAAGCCUCCCUCCAAAAAACUAGCAAAUCUCCCAUCUGCCCUUAACGAUCCCACUCUACCUUCAACCUCGUCUUCUCCCUCUGUUCUUCCCGCUCCUUCUCAACCUUCGCCUUCCCACUCUCAAUCCCCGUCCUCGCCUUCCCCCUCUGUUAUUCCCACUCCCCGUGUAAAGGUCUAUCCAGAAGAUGCGCCCGGAACUGGUCCCUGGGUUGUUUUCUUCAGGCCUAAGCCAAAUGGAAAGGCGUUGAGAGUCAUGCAGAUCGCGAAAGAUCUGGCAAGGUAUACCUCCGUUUCGGAAAUUUCGAAGGUUAGACCAAACAAAUUGCGAGUUGUCGUGAAUGAUCGAAAAGACGCAAACAAGAUUGUUGUCGAUCAGCAUUUUACAAUUGAGUAUCGGAUCUACAUUCCCUCUCACAUAGUCGAAAUUGAGGGUGUGAUAACCGAAACGGGCUUGACGUGCGAAUACAUUACGAGUGAAGGUACCGGCCGUUUUAAAAAACUGCCCUCGACGACUGUUAAGAUCUUGGGUUGCCGCCAGCUCGGAACAGUCUCCCAUGAAGGAGAAGAAAAGAAAUUUACGCCGUCCAACUCGUUUCGAGUCACCUUCGCUGGUUCAGCUCUCCCUGACUACGUGAUGGUAGAUAAAUUGAGGUUAGCCGUGCGACUUUUUAUUCCAAAGCCAAUGACUUGUGUAAAGUGCAAGUCAGUUGGUCACACGGCUGCUUAUUGUGCCAAUAAAGAACGAUGUGCCACUUGCGGAGAACAACAUGAGGGGAAAUCCUGCAGUGCGACUGAGCAUAAGUGUCCAUAUUGCGGGGGAUCCCCACACGUGCUCUCAGCUUGUGAAACAUACAAGGCUCGCUGGGAGAAACAGAAGCGCUCUUUGAGGGAACGCUCUAAACGCACUUUCGCAGAAAUUUUGAAGGGCGCUUCUCCACUGGCUCAAGAACAACAACCAAUCAAUAUACACAAUGUCUUCGCUACGUUGCCAGUUGACGAAAUGGAAGCGGAUACAGCUAACGGGGGCACGCUGUUUAUUUCUCAAGGGAAUCCCCGGCGCAAAAAUGUGACCACUCCCAAAGUUCAAGGACAAGUCCCUCCGGUGAUACCCCCUGUUAGCUUGCCCAAAAAAUCGAGUGCAGCGGAUAAGCAAAAUCAGGUCCCUCCUGGCCUCCGUGGUAAUAGUUCACCUUCGAACGACCCAGCACUCGAGGGGACAUCAAAAACCCCAACUGUCCCUGUUUUUCCGUCAAGUUCAACUUCCCAAUCGGGAUUUAUAAAGUUGUCUGACCUUGUGGAUCAAAUCUUCACGUGCUUUAAUGUUUCCGACUCCAUCAGAACCAUUGUCACCGCAAUGCUUCCAGUACUAAAGACAAUUUUGCAGCAAUUGAUGCAAACAUGGCCCCUCCUUGCAAUGAUUAUCUCUCUUGAUGUCUAAUUUAAAUAGAGAGGUCGGAGAUAUCACUGUUUUACAGUGGAAUUGUCGUAGUCUUAUCCCUAAAUUGGAUACAUUCAAAUUUCUAAUUCAUAAACUCAAUUGUGAUGUUUUUGCUCUAUCCGAAACCUGGCUCUCUUCUCAAAAUGAUCUCUCUUUCCACGAUUUUAAUAUAAUACGCUUGGACCGCGAUGACAGAUACGGAGGGGUACUAUUGGGGAUCAAUAAGUGCCACUCAUUUUUUCGAAUUGACCUUCCAUCUAUUGGAGGGAUCGAAGCUGUUGCUUGUCAUGUAAACAUCAGAGGCAAAGACCUCUGUAUUGUCAGCUUGUAUUGGCCUCCGAGAGCUGCGGUUAGCCGCAAGCAACUUGUUGACAUGUGCUCACUCCUUCCUGAGCCACGAUUAAUCUUGGGAGACUUCAACUCUCACGGAACUGCCUGGGGGGAACCGUACGACGAUAAUCGUUCGUCGUUGAUAUAUGACCUUUGUAACAGCUUCAAUAUGACCGUUUUGAACACUGGGGAAACAACACGUGUACCUAAACCUCCUGCUAACCCAAGUGCUCUUGACCUCUCGCUUUGCUCGAAUUCACUAUCGUUAGAUUGCAAGUGGAAUGUAAUCCAGGAUCCCAAUGGUAGUGACCACUUGCCAAUCAAAAUUACUAUCACCAAUGGGUUGAAUUCUUCUGAAUCAAUAAACAUGGCAUACGACCUCACAAGACACAUUGACUGGAAAAAAUAUGCGGACGCGAUUGCUCUAGCCAUCAAUUCCAGAGAUGGUUUGCCUCCAUUGGAGGAGUAUAACUUCAUUUCUCGUUUGAUCUAUGACAGCGCGGUUCGCGCUCAAACGAAACCCAUCCCAGGUUCCACUAUUCGUCGAAGGCCUCCCAAUCCAUGGUGGGAUAGCCAGUGUUCCAAGCUUUAUGGAGAUAAAUCGAAUGCAUUUAAAGCUUUUCGGAAACGUGGAACCAUUGAGAAUUUUCAAACGUAUUUGGACCUUGAAAAUCAAUUUAAAAACUUGAUCAAAGGGAAAAAACGUGCUUAUUGGCGAAAUUUCGUGGGAGGUUUGUCACGAGAAACGUCAAUGAAAAAAUUAUGGACAGUGGCUCGAAACAUGAGAAAUCGCUCUUCAUCCAAUGAAAGCGAGGAAUAUUCACAUCGAUGGAUUUUUAAUUUUGCACGAAAGGUUUGUCCCGAUUCCGCUCCUGUGCAAAAAAUUGUUCGAGAUAUACCACAUGAUAGGUGCGAUCUUGAUUCCGAGUUUUCGAUGGUAGAAUUCUCUCUUGCUCUGCUUUCAUGUAACAAUUCUGCUCCGGGAUCGGAUAGAAUUAAGUUCAACUUGCUGAAAAACCUCCCUGAUGUGGCGAAACAUCGCUUGUUGAAUUUAUUCAAUCGGUUUCUGGAGCAUAAUAUUGUUCCAGAUGAUUGGAGACAAGUACGAGUUAUAGCUAUUCAAAAACCCGGAAAACCCGCGUCCGACUUCAAUUCGUACCGCCCAAUAGCAAUGCUGUCUUGUAUACGGAAAUUGUUGGAGAAAAUGAUCUUGUUUCGCCUUGAUCGAUGGGUUGAAACGAAUGGCCUACUCUCAGAUACACAAUAUGGGUUCCGCAGGGGCAAGGGGACGAAUGAUUGUCUUGCGUUGCUUUCUUCAGAAAUUCAAAUGGCUUACGCCGAAAAAAAACAAAUGGCUUCAGUAUUCUUGGACAUAAAGGGGGCCUUUGAUUCUGUUUCAAUAGAGG